UUUAUAUAGUUUAUCAGAAAAAAAAAGUUGAUUUGGGGGGUGACUUGCUCUUUAAGUAGGCCCACAUCACCGUGUCCGAUAAUGCACGCCGCGUCGCUUCAUGACAUCACGGGAGUGACCGGGCAGCCGCGCGUGCAGGGAGGAAGAGGAGGAGAAUCUCUCUCCCAAUAAGUUUACUUUGCCCUUUGCGGGAGAUGAGAUUCAGCUUUCACAAAACCACCAAGACGCUUCCAGGGACGGGGAGGAAACUGUGUGUGCUCGCUGAAAUCUGCCGGAUCUUUCCGCGGGUUAUGGGCGGUUUGGAGUUGCAGAGUUUUAUCUGAUUCCCGGGAUUGUGCGCCGGCGGCGGAGUUGACCACGCACCGCGGCUCCGAGGGAAGCCAUAUCUGGUCAAAGUAUUCGCUGCUGUCACCCAGCCGGGCCGACUGUCUAUUAAUAGCGCCGGAAGAGCAGAUCUUUUCAGGUCAGACCUGGAAUCUAAAGUCUGAUUGCCUUUGUCGCGUGUGUCCGGUUUGGGGGGUUAUUAAGGUGUGCUGUUCAUAAUGUCUGUAUUAAAGAAGGAGAUGGAUAAGUACAGGGACAUAGACGAGGACGAGCUGCUGAAGAAGCUCUCAGAAGAGGAGCUGCAGCGGUUAGAGGAUGAAUUAGAGGAGCUCGAUCCUGAUAAUGCAUUGCUGCCAGCUGGCCUUCGGCAAAAGGACCAGACGAAGAAAGCCCCGACGGGAACGUUUCAGCGAGACAACCUGCUGGCCCAUCUGGAGAAACAAGCCAAAGAGCAUCCUGACAGGGAUGACCUGGUUCCGUUCACCGGGGAGAAGCGAGGGAAGGCCUUUGUGCCAAAGAAGAUGGUGGACCCGAUCUUAGAGAGUGUGACUCUGGAGCCGGAGCUGGAAGAAGCGCUGUCCAGUGCUACUGAUGCUGAACUCUGUGAUAUUGCAGCCAUCCUGGGCAUGCACACUCUGAUGAGUAACCAGCAGUACUACGAGGCCCUGGCCAGCAGCACUAUAGUCAACAAGCAAGGCCUCAACAGUGUGAUCCAGUGCACCCAGUAUAAACCCGUCCCCGAUGAGGAGCCCAACGCCACUGAUGUGGAGGAAACACUGAUGAGAGUAAAGAGGAAUGAUCCUGACCUGGUAGAGGUUAACCUCAACAACAUAAAGAAUAUUCCCAUCCCAACUCUGAAGGCGUAUGCCGAAGCUCUGAUGAAGAACACGGUGGUUGAGAGGUUCAGUAUUGUAGGAACCAGGAGCAACGACCCUGUAGCAUUUGCACUGGCAGAGAUGCUGAAGGUGAACUCGACCCUCAAGAGUCUGAAUGUCGAGUCCAACUUCAUAACGGGAGCUGGAGUCAUGGCUCUCAUCGAGUCGCUGCAGAAUAACAACACGCUAACUGAGCUGAAAAUCGACAAUCAGAGCCAGCCUCUGGGAAACAAAGUUGAGAUGGAGAUCGCCAGCAUACUGGAGAAAAACACCACGCUGCUGAAGUUUGGAUAUCACUUCACUCAACAGGGGCCGCGCCUCAGAGGCUCAAACGCCAUGAUGAACAACAACGACCUGGCCCGCGUGGUCAGGUCCGAAUCAGACGGCUCCAUCACCUUCACCCUCUCUGUUCCCGAGCUGGAGCGAGCCUUCGGGAAAAAGUUCAAGUCCAAGACAAAUAAGAAAGAGAAGGCUUGAGGGAGGACCCAUCUUCCCCAAGUGUCGGACGAAUGUGUAGAAAUCUGGUCUACCUUCAACCUCCUCCAAUCAUCUGUGAACCCUUUGGCAGCCUCCAACCCACCGGCGGUGCACUGCAGCAGGUUCAGUUGUUUGGUAAAAAUGUCGAAGGACUCCGUUGAAAUCUGCAGCAUCCUUCGGUGUUUUCCGUGCAUGCACAACGUGAGAUGAUAAUGGUUGUUUUGUAAAGUUUGCAGUUCCCCAUUGAUUUUAGACUCUUCAUGCAAACCAAUCAAUCACAGGAUAUAACAUUAUUUUAAAUCCUUCAACACCACAACAAGUGCCUUUAAUCCUGUUUUAGUUUUAAAUGUGGUCCUAUUUUGGAAGACGAUGGUUAUUAUUAUAGCGGAGUGCGAACUCCGGCGUGCCUUUUAUUUUUCCAGCUCUAUGAAAUGAAUAAAAUGGGUUCGGUUCAGCAGAUGUAUCAUGUAGUUUAUCCUUUAUUGCUGUACACAUAAAAUAUUGAUAAUUUAGAUAACUUGGGUUAUUUAAAGUAGAAAAACACUUUAAAAGAUAAUUUAUUUCCAUAAUAUGCAGCAAUGCAAUGCCUUUCCUUAUAAUAAGAUAUUCUAUACGAACAUUAUUUAAAGAGCAAGUCACCCCCAAAUAAACUUAUUUUUACUGAUAAACUAUUUAAAUGUGUGUCUAAUCGUGCUGCAGACACGUGUAGUUUAGCAUUUUAGUGCAUUUUAGUUUAAAUUAAAAUUUUCUGCCUAAAGCCGGGCGUACACUGUGCGACUUUUUCACUUUUUUGAGCCGAUUUUCCAGUCGUGCGAGAAGCCACGACAUCGGGGCGAGUUUUGCGCCGAGCGGUCGUGUAGUGUACAGGGGGUUACGAGAGGCGAUUAACACCACGUGACCAGCUGCCGAUCAGCAGUCGUGAGGUCGCACGGACUUCUGGCGUGUUUAAUAUUUUGCUCGUCCCUCGUGAGGGUAUCACACUGUUGAAGCAGCGCUGCGAGCAGCUGCGACCCAAAAUGUAUCAGAACCGCUCACGGCGCAUGCGCAAUCCUGCAUCAACGCCGCUCGCUAUUCCCCUAAUAACACACGCUGUUCGUUUUUGUUUCUACACGUUUUUUUACUCACAAAGAUUGUCAAGAAAGCGUGUUUGUCGUGUUCAUGUCAAAUUAAACUGAUCACAAAACACAGAUUUACUUUCUUUAUUUCGUUUUCCUCAUCCAACCCCCAUAAAUCCCUGUGUGUCCUCCUGCAGCACUCCCGAAGGACAACAGGCAAAACAAGACAAAAAAGUCUGACGUGUUGAGUAAAAACUGCUAUUUUUAGCAUAUUUUUAGGGCCGACGUGUUGCUACCAGACGUACAGUGUGAGCAGUCAGGUCGCAUGCGAGAACUGGGUCGUGCAGUGUGAGCGCAUGACUCGUGAGAUCUGCUCUGCGAGGAAGUCGUACAGUUUGAGCUGAAGCUGAACGCUGCGAGUGAAAAAGUCGCACGGUGUACGCCCGGCUUAAAACUGUCUGUGUUGUGCCGUUGUCAGGUAAAAACUGUACUGCAUUUGAAUUUAAAUCUGCCAUCGCUAUUGGCUAAGAGGUACCCUAGAACGUUAGCUGGUACCAUAUGAUGUCACAAUGUCGUUGUGACCCUGUGUGUGUGUGUGUGUGUGUGUGUGUGUGUGUGUGUGUGUGUGUGUGUAUUUGUUAGCGGCUCCGCCCUCUCGGUCUGCUAGGCAACAGCAUUUGUUGCAUUUUUCAAACAGGAAGUGGGAGUAGAGUAAUACUCUGGUGGGGGUGACUUGCACUUUAAUUAAGUUAGCUGUGUUAAUCCAACGUUAAAGCCGACAACCCUCAAAUAUUAGAGCAGAUUUGUGUUUGGCCUUCAGCCAGGUGUGGUUUGACAGUAUCAAACUGCUGGUUCCAGAUUUAAUAUCCUCCUUUUUAAAUAAAGAAAUAAUUACAUACAAAAUCCUUUUACACAUUAAGCACUGAUGGGUUAUUAUUUAAAAAUACGUGAUUAAUGGAAAGGUUCACACCAAGGAUGAGCUGCUUCCGGCUCCGACAGCUUUAUGUUGAACUGAGAAUAUUUGGCAGUAUUUAAAGCAUUAUUUAAAAAAAAAAAACUAACAUUGUAAAAUAAAAACGGUUUUACAUGUGUUUUAUUUUUAAUUCCAUCUCAUGCUUUAUUGUUCACUCUGCGACUGUCAAUGUAAUAUAAAACCCCACCAGGAAUGAGCGUGGUAUGAGUCAGGCAGCGUGUUAGUGGGUCAUCUGUGAAGUUAUUUAGUACCACUGCUUCAUUUAAAAAACCCUGCCUGUGUUUUAAAUGGUGAUGAUGGAUGUAAACAUUCUUCACUGAAUUUGAAAGAGAACUCCUUACUAUUCAUUAGUCUUGUUUUGUGUUUGAGUUUUUCAGCUUUUUUGUUGUUUGACUGAUUUUUUUUGGUAGUAGAACACUUUUGUUGGUUGAAUGUGUUCAUUGGUUUAAUAAAGAUUAACAUUUUAA
Molecule: messenger RNA, 4171 nt
Organism: Nothobranchius furzeri (turquoise killifish)
Lineage: Eukaryota; Metazoa; Chordata; Actinopteri; Cyprinodontiformes; Nothobranchiidae
Gene: tmod1
Product: tropomodulin 1
Biological process (GO): pointed-end actin filament capping; myofibril assembly; muscle contraction
Cellular component (GO): cytoskeleton; myofibril; striated muscle thin filament
Molecular function (GO): tropomyosin binding
Source: RefSeq, a predicted model, not a curated record